Molecule: messenger RNA, 1557 nt
Organism: Trichomonas vaginalis G3
Lineage: Eukaryota; Parabasalia; Trichomonadida; Trichomonadidae
Product: ankycorbin family
Exons: 1
Coding region: 1-1557 (518 amino acids)
Molecular function (GO): actin binding
Source: RefSeq, a predicted model, not a curated record
AUGGAAAAAGCCUAUAAGAACUUCUGUGAUAAGCUUCCUGUUCAUGAAAGUAUUUCAUUUGAUGUAAUGAAGUAUUGUAUCAGGAUUAAUGAUAUGGCAACUUUCGACGAACUCACAAUAAAUUUCAGAAAUACCGAUUAUUCAUUAGAGCAAUUACUUAAAUUACUCAAAUUAUCACCUUUGACAUGGUCAUUUGCAUCAAAAAAGAUUGUUGAAAAAGAACCAGAUGGGUCAGUUUGUAUUCCAUUACCAAGAUAUUAUUUUAUUUCAGAAGAUAAUGGUAUUAUUCCUGCACAAGUUGCUGAUAUCAUUAUGAAAGAUCCCGAAUUACAAUCACAACUUACAGCAUAUGAUUGCAUCAAUUUGUUAUCAAUGAUUAAUCAGAAUUACACAGAUAUUUCUCCCUUGAUUUCUCUUUUAACAAAAUUUGGAUUGAUUACUGAUCCAAGUCAAAUUAAUGAAAAUACAUCAUUAACAGAUAUCCAAGAAAUUGUUUAUAAUUCUCCUAAAAUUGAUGAACUUAUCAAAGAAGAUAUUGAAGGAUUCGCGAAUAUUAUUGCACCACAUCAUGAUUUUAUCACUAAAGUCACUGGAAUUGAAGUUUCAAAAGAAUUUUAUGAUAAAAUUGUCCAUAUUUAUGUCAAUGAUGUCGAUCAUCAAUCACGAUAUUUUUCAAGGAAAAAUUCUAUGAAAAAAGGAACAAAAGAAUCGACUCUAAUGGAGAAAUAUUUUGAAGCAUUUCUUACACAUCCUAUUAAUAGAAAGCAUGUUGAUUUCAAACAAUUGUGCAUAUCAAAUAUGAAUAUUUCGGUGAUCAGGCAAUUUGAAUAUACUGAAGAAGAAAUUUCAUAUCUAAAAACUAUACCAUUCUUGAGAGAACACUUGUUAUACAAUCAUAAUAAUUUCAAAUUCUAUACUAUUCAAGAAAUUAUUGAAUUGGGAAAUUAUGAAGUAACAAUCAAUGCAAUUUUGGCUAAACCAUUAACACCAGAAGAGAUAACAGUAAUAAAAGUAUUUUUGAGACCAAAAAUUUUGGUGAUGAUGCAAAUCAAUGACCAAAGUGAUUCUGAAAAAUUCUUUAUGAGAACUAUUUUCAAGAGAAAAGAGCUCUGUAACGAAUUUCCAAAUAAUAUUUUACUAUAUUUCUUUAUACCAGUAGUUACAUUCGAUGAGGAAUGCAGCAAUAUUUUGGAUGUCUUGAUUACAGGGGAUUUAGCUGACGAACAGAAAUUUGAUAUUUUUAUGAAAAUUCCAAUUAAUCAAAAGACAAAAGAUUUCAUCCUAUCUCGGAAAGAAAAGAUCGAUAAAUCGUGCUUGAUUAUUUUUUCUGCGAGAGCUUCAAUGCACAUUGUUGAGAAAGGAACUCCAAUUGGAGAUAUAUACUUUGCAAGGAUUUUUAGCGUAUUGGACAGGAUUAAAUUUACAAAUCGUAUAUAUUAUCACUUGCUGUAUAUUUUAUAUAUACUCUUCAUAUUCUGGAAGAAAUUUUUUAGUUAUGAGCUAAAUUUCUUCCCAAAUAGCCGCAACAUCAGUAUUCCAAGAUUGGUCGCUUAUUAG